This is a messenger RNA of Salpingoeca rosetta, 2877 nucleotides long. RefSeq lists its product as uncharacterized. The transcript is spliced from 21 exons. Gene Ontology annotation, biological process: RNA methylation. NCBI's taxonomy places the organism in Eukaryota, Choanoflagellata, Craspedida, Salpingoecidae. Gene Ontology annotation, molecular function: methyltransferase activity. The coding region runs from base 1 to 2877 and encodes 958 amino acids. The record is from RefSeq and is a predicted model, not a curated record.
AUGGUCACGGCCACCUGCCUCAACGACUCAAUCACUUUCUCCGUCCCGCCAAUUACCGCGUCCAUCGUUGUUGUCGUUGAUGACACAAACGUCCAACCCAACACAACAACAACACAACCGGAAAUGAAGCAGCAGUGGCGAGAGGUCGACGACGGGCAGCCACGCAGAGGCCGCAAGAAGGGCCAGAGUCGCUCCAAGCGCCUGGUGGCGGCUGCAAAGCGGAGGCAAGCGGCUGCUGGCCACGAUGGCGGGGUCACUCAUGCACCAGCAGAGCACACCCAAGACAACACGCACCACUUUGAGCACUACUACCAGGUACAGGGCCUCCUGGACGCUGCCGAGUGGUCCACGUUCAUGUCAGCACUGCGACAGCCCCUGCCGCUCUCCUUUCGCCUUAACAAACACACGUCUGACCCUCUGGCCAUCCAGCAGUGCAUUGACACAGCGAGCAGGUUUGGUAUCGACUUGCGUGACCGAGCCACGUCUGGCAGGAGGAAGCACAGGGCCAGCCACAGCAACCACAGCAACAACGACAGCAUCGCGCACUACGUGCCGUGGGCCGACGCAUGGCAGUUUGCGGGAACGGAACGGGACGUUGAACAGAUGGAAGGAUACCAGGGGUUUGUGCAGUGGCUGGCUGAUUUUACCAGUCUUGGCGUCAUCAGCAGGCAAGAGAUUGUCAGCAUGGUGCCCGUCGCAUUCUUGAACAUCAAACCGCACCAUCGCGUCCUCGACAUGUGCGCCUCUCCAGGAUCCAAAACCUCGCAGGUGCUGGAUGCGCUUGCCGUGGAUCCAUCAGGUAACAACGCCAGCCGUCCCGACUCCAACCACUGCGGCGCUUGCACCUGCACGCAAAGUUUCCAACACCACCGGCCUGCAUCUUCUGGCACGCUCAAGCACACGCGUCGUCGCGGAUUUGUGGUCGCCAAUGACGCCGAUCCAAAGCGCGCAUACACCCUGGUCCGGCGGUGCCGCGCGCUGGGCGCUGCGUGCACGAAGCUGCUGGUGACACAACACAAAGCACAGAAGUUUCCGGCCGUGUUUCGCAGCACGAAGCACGCGGCCAGUGAUGACACGAGUGACAGCAGUGACAACAGUGAUGAGAGUGAGAGCGAUGAUGGUGACGAGAGGAUACGGAGUACAACAGCAGCAACCAAGACAGCAGGCACAAAGACAGCAACACAUGCCAGUCACAGUGAUGAUGAUGAUGAUGAUGAUGAUGAUGAUGAUGAUGAUGAUGAUGAUGAUGAUGAUGAUGAUGAUGAUGAUGAUGAUGAUGAUGAUGAUGAUGAUGAUGAUGAUGAUGAUGAUGAUGAUGAAGGGCGACAGGGGUAUGACCGCAUCGUCUGCGACGUCCCCUGUUGCGGCGAUGGAACGCUCCGCAAGUCCCCCGACAUGUGGCGCAGGUGGCACCCGGGAUUUGCCGUCGGCCUGCACACCCUCCAGCUGCAAAUUGCGAUGCGCGGGCUUGCCUUGCUGCGGGUGGGCGGUGUCAUGACGUACUCCACCUGCACCUUCAAUCCCAUCGAGGACGAGGCCGUUGUUGCGCAGAUCAUCACGAGGUGUGGUGGGAGCGUCGAGGUUGUGGAUGUGUCUGACAUGCACCCGUCCCUCGUUCGUCGCCCCGGAAUUGCACACUGGACGCUGCAAAUUGCGAUGCGCGGGCUUGCCUUGCUGCGGGUGGGCGGUGUCAUGACGUACUCCACCUGCACCUUCAAUCCCAUCGAGGACGAGGCCGUUGUUGCGCAGAUCAUCACGAGGUGUGGUGGGAGCGUCGAGGUUGUGGAUGUGUCUGACAUGCACCCGUCCCUCGUUCGUCGCCCCGGAAUUGCACACUGGACGGUGUUUGACGACAACAUGGAGGAACACGCGACCUACGACGACUGCAUGAAGAGCGAUCAUCUCUCGCCAGGCGCCAAGCGGGCGUUUCGUCCAGGCAUGUGGCCGCCAAAGGGUGCUGAAGACCUCGGGCUUGAGAGGUGCAUGCGUCUGUAUCCACACGAUCAGGACACGGGCGGAUUCUUCGUCGCCGUCCUGCGCAAGGUCCGGCCCCUCCCCAACACGCGUCCCCUGCAGCCGCUGCCGCCAGUUGCCCACCCGUCGGAGCCGCGCCACCUCCUCUACAGGCGCGCAACUCACAGCGCAGCGCUCAGCAGGCUGAAGCAGGCGUUUGAUUUACCUGCGGAAUUCGUUGAGGAAAACGCGUCCAAGAUCUUCUGUCGGUCCCUGCAGCAAUCAGGUGUGCUGAUGCUUGCAUCUCCACAUCUCCGCCAGCACGCCCGCUCUCUGGCACGGACGCGUGACUUUCGUGCUGUGGCCCUUGGUGUGAAACUCUGUGAGCGCAGCGGUCGUGGGGACGAUCUCCGCCUCACACAGGCCGGGUGCGAGCUGGUUGCGCGGUUGGCACGAAAGCAGGUGGUGUUGCUGCCACUGCGGGCUGUGCGCCAGCUGCUCUUCAACGUGGGCUGCUUCGUCUCAACGGCGGGCGGUGUCUUUGCCACAGAUGCGGUCGCCAAGCAGCUGAGGACACUUGAGUCUGGCGCGUGCAUCAUCCGGGUGGAGUGGCAGGACGGCAGCAACAGCAGCGGUGAUUGUGAUAGAUCGUCGCAGCCACCGAGCAAACGCAGCAAGAAGCAGCAGAAGAAGAAGGAGAUCAAGAAUAAGAGGAGCAAGAAGCACGACCACGGCGAUGAUGAGAGUGACAGUGACACCAAUGAUGAUGAUGAUGAAGGGCGGACCAAGGCGCAGUUUCUUCCAGCGUGGUUUGACAAGGACCAAGACCGCAUGAAGGUGUGCCUGUACUUCAGCAAAGGGCUCGAACUGGCGCCUCGCGCAGCAGCACGCGUCAUGCUGCACCAGCUCCCAGCACAAGGAUGA